This is a messenger RNA of Klebsormidium nitens, 7533 nucleotides long. NCBI's taxonomy places the organism in Eukaryota, Viridiplantae, Streptophyta, Klebsormidiophyceae, Klebsormidiales, Klebsormidiaceae. The record is from the annotation of a GenBank genome assembly.
UUCAGCUUUAUCAUGGAGGACGCAUUUAAGCUCUUACAGAAUGCUAACAGCAUAGACGAGUUGAAGGAGGUUCUUAGCAGCCUUGAAGAGCUCUUUGCACAGUGUGCAAAAUCUUCAACUGUAGGACCCUCCAAUAGGCGCAACCCUGGAGCGACAGCCAAAACCCUAGGUCCUUCAAUUGCUCAGUUGCUAAAAAUCUGCUUUGGGAAGCUGAACACUGCAUCGACCAGCAGUCAAGCGGAGACUGAGAAAGCCUCUUUGUACGCAUCUGCUGCCAUACUCAGCAUUGACGCUCUCAGCACCUUGCACGGUCUCAGGCCGCUAGAGGUCGAAAUCCAGCGGUACAAUCUGAUUCGAAGGCUAGUGUCAUGGCAGAAGCACAGAGCAGCCCUCCUUCAGGGUUGGAUUCUAUUUGCAAGCCUUAGAUGCCAGGUUGCGGGGUUGCACGCCAGAAGUGAUGAGGAGAAGAAGGAAAUGCUGAUAAAAGCAAGGGCCUGGCAUGUGAAAAAGGUGGGACUACUAAAUCUAAGAGCAGCUGCGAGCGGGGGGCCUGGCAGAGAAUCAGUGGAGAGCUUAGUUAAGGUGAAGGUGGUUGAGCUCCAAAGUCCAGGUCAGGAAGAAGCAGCCGAGAUGGUGACGCUUGUGGUUGGGAGCAUCCUGAACCUGCUCAUCUGUUUGUUGGAAACAGCGCCUAUGAGCAUGACAGCUCUUGAAGAGCUGCGGCCAGCCAUCGAUAUUUUGGGUUUGUGGAUCAGCAAGCUGGAUGAUGCUACGGCGGCAAAGCACCGGGACUCGUUGUUCCGGUGCUUGUACAAGGCCGCAUGCCAGCUGCUCCAAAUGGUGACGUCGCCCAUCGGCUUAGCCUGCCACUACUGCAGCUUAGCCCUUCAUGCCUGCAGCCAAUCUUCCUCGAACACUCGGUAUCUGCAGGUGGCGCAAAAACUGAGCCGCAGUCUGACAGAGAGGGACCCAAACAAAGGUCUUGCUUUCUACCAAGAUUGCCUCCAGAGCAUUUCCGUUGGUACGCAGGGGUCCAGUUCCUCAGACAUCCUGGCUCUGGUUGCAAGUUACACCCAAGCCUGCAUUGAUCACGCAUCUGAAGAAGCCGGGUGUCACAUGAUGUACAACCUGUCACUUACUCAUCAGAUCACUGGUCUCCACAUCCUGCCAUUGCUCCUUAACUUAGAACCCGACCAGCUGCUGAAGCUGUCAAAAGGGAAUCAGAAGCGGUCAGCCAAGCCUUGCUUGCAGAGCUACCUGUCAUCUGUUCAAAAGGCGAUGUCUGCAGUCGAUAGCACGCUCAAUGACCUACUGCAACUGGAGAAGCGCCGGGUAGAGAAGGAAGCUUUCUCAGAAGCAGAGGCAAUCCUGCUCUCACUCGUCCCAGUCCUGGAGCUCCUCCGCAAAGCUGCCUCUAGGCACGUUGAGAACACGUGGCAGGCUUGGGUUGCGUCUGAAGGUAGCGAAAGGCAUGGAAAAGGAAGUGCCGCUGGAGUGGAGGCUGUGCAAGGGGCAGUGGAAGAGGGCCUGCUGCUUUGGGUCACCAGCCUGGACGUUUUCUGCAGUCUGCGGAAGAAGAGCAAGUUGAGCGGCGAUGCAUUCACCAAGCUGUUGACCUCGUUGCCGUCCGUUCUGUCAACCCGGAUGCGACUGUGCCUGGCGAAGGACGAAGAAAAGGUCCUGACCGAGUUGCAGCUGGCGAGUAAAUGGACGCAGAAGCUGAGCGAGCUUGGCGUGGGUAGAGAGCUCAAGGGGCUGUCCUCAGGCAUGUACAACCUGGGUGUGCAGCUCUUCAACCAGCACCGAUACGACCUGGCCAAGCAUCCCCUCAGCGUCGCGAGCCUCGCUUCCUGGGAACGAUUUGACACAGCGGCUGCUCCGGUUCGCCCUUCCGACCAGUCGCUGUCGUAUCCCUCCACGAUCUUGGAGCAGCACUCCCCCUCUGACGUCAUCCAAGACGCCUGCUCGAAAACAGCCAGCCACGCGGACUGCAUCCGCCGAGAAGGGGACGCCGAGGCCGCCGCGGAUGCGCUAGUGCCUGGCUUUAGGGGACUGUGUCGCAUUGCCGGCGCGCUGCCAGGAGCGGCCCUGCAGAUUCUUGUCAAGCAGCUCGAUAAGAUUCAAGCGCUGGACCCGUCCUUCUUCGUCCACAACCACGUCUACCAGAAAAUCCUCGAGGAAGACCGGCAGCUCGCCUCAAGCAGCCAUUGUGGGCUCAUCUUUGAAGAAAUACUGGCUGGCCUCCAGAGCGAGGAGACAGCAACCUUUGCUCCCGCGGUCUCGUCCCUGCUCAACCUCAUGCUGACAAGCAUCUACGCUGAGAGCAGUCACCCGAUCCGGAGAGCCCGCCUGCUUAUGGAGCACGCUCGGUUGACAGCUGCGGACGACGAAGCGACCUGCACCAGGAACCUCAAAGAUGCCAUCAAGCUCCAGGCAAGCCGAAUAUGGACGUUUGCGGAAAUCACCUAUUCGCUGGCAACCGUGCUCAGUGACUCCCGGAAGGCGGGCAAGGACGGUGGCUUGCUUGCCUCCCUGCGCGACGAGUGUGCUCUGGCGCGGUGCCGACUGCUGCUGCUCAAACACACGGACGCCCCCCAGGAUCUUCAGCCGGCGGUCCGGGACGCCUUCCAACUGUGGACGUCACUCCUGGAAAGGAAGGAUGUUACCGAGGGAUGCUUUCUCAGCCCAACGGCCUCUCAAUCCUGUCUUCUUCAAGUGGCGGACCUCCUUGCAGUGAAAGGCCUUUCAUCGUUGCAACAACAGGCCAUUCAGCUCGUUACCCGCAUCGCCCAUGCAGUCAGCCCCAGCACGCCUCUCCCGCACCACUGCGCCUCGCUGCUCGCGCACUCCCGGCUCUCGCACCUCCUCUGCUGCAACCCCCUCCCCUCGCCAGCAAGCCUCUCUGACGAGGGGGACCGGGGAAAAACGCACUCAUUCUGGGAAAAGUCCGCUGCUCUCUGCCCCGGGUCCCUUCUAGAAGCCACGGUGAAGUCACGCGCAGGCUGCGCCUGUACGGAGUCCCCGAGCACCAGCGAGAGAGAUGACGUCAGCGCUUCCGCAGAGCAGGAGCUCCGUGCGGCGAUAGCCCAGAGCGCUUCCGCCGGAAGGAGGUCCGCGACGGAGCUGGUGAAGCAGAGCGGACUGCUGCAAGCGCUGGCGGAGCGGCUCUUGCGCGAGGGGCGACGAGACGAAGCGCUGUGCGAGGCGACGGAGGCCUUACGGAUCCGCUUCGGGCUGUUCGGACACACGUUCGGGGCGGGGAGAGAAACAGAGGGGGACAGUCACGCAGAGGGCGAGGAGAAGCAAGAUAGCGGACGGAGCGUGACUUUGACGCCGACUGUCGCGGCGGCUCGGGUGGGCUGGCCCUCGCUGUUCUCUCGCAAGGAAACGAGCGGAAAGAUCAGCGGACUUCACAACUCGUGGAGGGUCGUCGGGGAUUACCUGGAGAGUCUUUUCUUCGUCGGGACGCUCUCCGAGAGCGCGGGAAUGGUCGACGAUGCGGAGCAGAAUUUUCGGGAGGGGCGGCGGAUCGCGGAGGCGGCAGGCGCCGCGCACGUUUGCGCGGCCUUUCUGUCGAGCAUGGGGGAGGUGAAGCGGAAGAAGGGGAAGUGGGACGCGGCAAGCGAGGCGUUCGAGCGGGCCGGGGAGUUCCUCCGGGAGGCCCCGAUUGACUGCGAGGGCUGCCGGGUGCUGGCGCUGGCUCGGCUGGAGAGACGAAAGGGGGAUCUGGUGAGAAGGCGCCCGGGGAGCGCGUCAGAAGCGGGGAAAGAGCAGUCGGGGGCUCGGGAGCACUACGAGAGGGCUGCGAAGAUGCUGCAUGGCGUCGUUGGGAGCGAACCGGGGAGCGGUCGCAGGGAAAAGCAGCAUCUGGUUGAGCGGGCGGGGCUAAGUAAGGGUUUAGGAGCGACGGCUGAGCUGGAGGAAGGUUCGAUGGAAGGGGUGAAACGGAACCUGAUGUGGGCGAUGUCCGAAGCGGAGCCCAGCAAAGAGCUCGUCGUUCCGGUCAAACGGAAACCCGGCAGGAAGGCGCCGGCGAACCCGGAACGGACACCGCUCGCGGAGGCCCCCACGAACCACAAGACAGGACGGCCGGGCCGCAAAAAGGCGGCAGUAGAGGUAGUGACGAUUCUUUCGUCCGACGAGGAAGCGAGCUGCGUCACGCGACUCGAGACCGCGAACCCGGCAGGGAAACGGAAAGGCCCUGUUCGAGGUCGCGCGAGCAAGAUUGCGCAGGAGAGCAGCGCGUCGGAGCUCGAGAGCGAGGCCUCGUCGACCAGCGUGGCGAACAGCAGGGCCCCAGUCACUCGGAAACAGCCCCGGGGAAGGAAGCCGCGAAACGCGGCAACCGGUUCUGACGCUGCGUCGGAGUCGAGCCCACCCGCCAAAAGGGUUCCUGCUCUUCCGGACCUCGACAAGAGGCAGGAAAAGCUGCGGAGAGUCGUGCUGCUGGAGAAGGAUUCCGUGCUGCCCGCUCUCCGGGGGUCCAGGCUGGGGAAGAUUCCGGUGGGCGCAGCGGAACUGGACGAGCUGCAGGCGGGAGUAGGGCGCAUUGCGCUGAAUGAUGCCGGCGGCGAACGGAUGGAGCGGGGCUCAGAUGCGGGGUUGGAGCCUUGGCUGCCGGCGGCGAGGGAAGAGCUUGCGCGGGUGCUCGUUCAGCAAGGCAAGUGCUGCUCCUCGCCAGAGCAAGCCCGGACCCUCUUCCUCCGGGGCCUCGCUCUAGUUCGCCACUGCCCGGCGGCAUUUUCAUCGUCCCUGGAACUCUCUCCACCCGCCCAUCACCCCCUCACCGAAGCCGCCCUCCUCUACCACCUCAGCCUGCUUGCGCUGUCUUCCUCAUCACCCCCCUCAGCUGCCCAGCAUUCGUCCCCCCUGGAAAUGCUGACUCGCGCGUAUGAUUUUUCCACGUCAGCACCCCUCCUGUUUCGAAAGAUAGCCCUCCAGCUGGCCGCGCUGCACAGCACGCCGUUGGGGGACGGUUGCGAGUGCCACGUGUCAGCCGAUGCGAGGAUUGCGGCCUACUAUCACCAGGCUGCGGUCGGAGCGUCCUCCAUGCAGCAGCAUCGGGCGAUCCUGGACACGAAGCUUGCUGCUCUGUCUCGGACCUCAGAUACUGAGGACAAGCAAGCAAAGGCGGAAAGUGGCGACCUACUCAGGGAGGUGCGAAAAGAAGUAAGUGCUCCCAAGCUGUGCGUCGGUCAUUGGCCCGACACCCUCAAGGCGGACUUCCACAACCGCAUCCUUGACAGCCUGCCCCCCAAUUCCGCUGUCUGCUGCAUCAGCGUCGUUCGACCCCCCUCUUUCUCCGGCGCGCCUUCUGACUUCCCCACAGCGGACGACGAGCGCUCGUCAGACGGCGACCCUUCCCUGCUCAUAACCCGUAUGACAUCCGACAAGAGCCGGAAACCCGUCUCCGUCCGGCUCCCCAUUCCGGUCUGCAUGUCCGAGCGCGGAGCCUCAGCGGAACCGGAAGUCCUCCGGGCGGGGCAUGAGUCAGCGUACGACGAGCUGAGCGACGACGAGAGCACGGGUGACGUCAGCGUGACGGGGGAGACGACGCUGAGGUCAGCGCUGGAGGAAGUGCUGGAGUGCUUUGCGGAGAUUCUGGAGGAGAGCCGGCGGUCGACCGCGGGGCAGGUGGACACGUCAGCGCAGAAGAAGCGGUGGUGGCGCUGGCGGCUGACGCUGGACAAGAACCUGGGUGGCCUGCUCCAGACGAUGGAGGACACGUGGCUGGGCCCCUGGCGCUGCCUCCUGGUGGGCGAACCCGCAAACCCCGCCGCUUCUGCCGCGCUCGUCGCGGCCGCCCGCGACCUCAAGAAGCGCAUGGACGCCGCAAAGCAGGGCCGCGCCGAGUGGGCCAACCCGACAAAAUCGGGGCCCUGUGUCGACCUGGAGCUCGUCCGUUUGCUGCUUCAGGGAGCGCACUCCCUCCCAGACGGGGCCCUCGAGUCGGCCGUCGCGGAGCUCCUCGGGUGGAGCCCCGAAGUGGCGGAAUCCGCAGCGGAACUGCGCGAGGAGAGCGGACGGAACCGGACGCCUCGCGGCCGCGGGGGCGCGGACGAGGCGAGCGACAGCGGCAGCGAGAACGAGAGCGGAGAGGAAGACGGGCCGGAGGGGCUGGAGCUGCGGCAGGCGAAGCUGGUGGUGCGGCUGGCGGACGAGAUGCGGCGGGUGGCGAUCGAGGCUGACGUCAGCGACGGGGAUGGGGACGUCAGCACGGCGAAAGGGGGCAAGGGAUCGCGGAAGCCGUCACGGGGGAAGAAGACGAGAGGAGACGAGGACGCGAAGGGCAGGAGCGGGGAACGGCUUCCUGUAGUGCUAGUCCUGGACUGCGAUCUGCAGGCGCUGCCGUGGGAGAGCCUCCCCGUCCUCCGCUCCUCCCGCGUCUACCGAGCCCCCUCGGUCGCCAGCAUCCGGGCACUCGUCGCCCGAAGCCGCCACCAAAGCCUCCUCGCGACGGCGACCACCGAAGAAAGAGCCCGAUUUUCCGUGGACGCUUCCAACGCCUUCUACCUGCUGAACCCAAGCGGGGACCUGGAGGCGACGCAGGCGUCCUUCGAGCAGUGGUUCAGGAGCCAGAAGGGCUGGCAGGGGCUGGUGAACCGGCUGCCGUCCGUAGAGCAGCUGCUGACGGCGCUCCAGGAGCACGACCUCUUCGUAUACCUCGGCCACGGGAGCGGCGAGCAGUUCCUUCCCCCCCGCUCCUUGCGCCGCCUUCGGCAGUGCGCCACUGCGCUUCUGAUGGGCUGCAGCAGCGGCCGGCUCACUCUUCGGGGAGACUACGAGCCGAUGGGCGCGGUGCUCUCAUACCUUAUGGCGGCCAGCCCGGCUGUGGUCGCCAACUUAUGGGACGUCACGGACGGCGAUAUCGACCGCUUCAGCAAGACGGUCUUGCAGCGGUGGCUUCAGCCCCGGAGCGGUGACGGGUCAGAUAGCGAGAACGAGCAGGGGGGGUCGAGGGCAAAAUGGCGCGCUGAGUUUGAGCUGCCCCCCCGGGAGGAGUGCAUAGGCAGCGCGGUGGCGGACGGGCGCGCGGCCUGCAUUCUGCCGUUCCUGAUCGGGGCGGCCCCUGUCUGCUAUGGGGUGCCGACCGGCGUAACGAUGAGAGAAUAGGGACCGCUGACGGAUUCGAUUUCAGCGGCGAAGCGAGGAAUCGCUGAAGGACUUGGAUACAGCAGCGCAGGUGGCAAAGCUAGACUGAUUUGAUCAUGCUAUACGAAGCACUGAUCUUAGAUCGCUUCUGCUCCAGGAAGUGCAGAUAAAGCUCCAACGAGUCAAUACCUACGGACAAGUUGGUAAGCUAAAGAGUCGACUCGAAAGUACUGUUCGUCAAGUCAAGUGCUCUGGAGUGAGUGGCAUUCCAGCCAUCUCAUAGAUCAAUGUAUAAUGCUGGCCAUGCUGCUAGUUAGUUCGUCUCUUCGUUACUUCUGGCACGUGGCUCACUGAAUGUAUUAGCCACAGCGCCUAAACGAGCUUGUAGGUCAGUGACAAGCUGCCAUUGAGUCAGAACUUUGGAGCAGAUCAUGUUCCAAC